AUGCCGUCCAAUGCCGAGCUGCGGCGCUGGAUCAGCGACAACAGCAUGCGGUUCUUUGGACUCUCGCAAUCGUCCAUCAUCGAUUUCAUUCAAGUGUCUGCCUCUUCAGCAUCAACCCCCACCGACCUCUUUCAAAGCCUCAUCUCGCUCGGCCUUCCCUCCACCGAUGAGGCGCGCACCUUUGCCAACGAACUCUACGCACGAGUGCCUCGAGCCAGUCAAAGCAACCCCCGACCCGCCAGUUCGACUCCGCCUUCGACCAAGGAUGUAAAAGGAGAUGCGAAGAGCGGCCAGAAGCGCUACGGUCUGCUUUUGGACGAAGAGAAUGGCGAAGAGGAGCUUUCCAUCAAGCCCGAAAAGAAGAAGAAGAAAAAGAGGGACGCCGGCUCGCGAGACGCGGAACGUCAACCCGACUCCCCACCUGCGACGCGACGCUCUCGAUCUCCCAGUCCACGCCGCCAUGCAUCUGCAUCCGAAUCGGACCAAGACUCGAGAGAGCGUGCGCGACUCAAGGACCUCGCGGAGCGCGACGAGUUCGCUCGACGCAUUCGCGACAAGGACAAGGGCAGCACGCGCAACGUGGUCGAAGACCGCACCUCUGCGCGCCUCAACCCCGAAGCAGCCGCGCGGCGUCUGCUGGCCGAAGACGACGACGCGCGUUCCGCAGCCAUGCCCAGUCUCCGCGACCGAUCUAGGCAAGAAUACCUCGCCAAGCGUGCGCAGCAACGCAUGGAGCUGCUGCGCCUCGAAAUCCAGGACGAAGAGCGCUUCUUCCGCGGACUCAAGAUGACCAAGCGCGAGGAGCGAGACCUCGAGUACAAGAAGGAGGUGCUUCGUCUUGCGGAGGAACGAGCUCGCAUCGAUGACGGCGAUGCCGGCUAUGCGAUGCCCGAAGACUAUAUCACCGAGAAAGGCAAGCUUGAUGUGGCCAAAAAGGAGCAAGCGCUGUACCAGCGCUACAACGAUGCACGCUCCGAACGGCUCGCCCAGCAGACGCACGUCACGGACGCCGAGCAGUUUGAGAAGGAGCAAAUCGACCGUUCGCGCUACGUCCCCGAACCAGCCAACGAAGCGUCCAAGGAGCUCGUCGAACAGUAUGAUUAUGUCUUUGACGAAAGCCAGACGAUCCAGUUUGUCGUCGAAUCGCAAAUGGCCGGCACGUCGUCCCACGCGACGAGUGCUAGGGAUAAGCUGCUGCAGCAACAGAUUGACGAGGCAGAGUCCAAAGCCGCCCAGAUCCAGGCUACGCGCGAAUCGCUGCCCGUCUACGCGCUGCGACAGGAACUGCUCGAUGCCAUCGACGAGUAUCAGGUGCUCAUCGUCGUCGGCGAGACCGGUUCCGGCAAGACGACGCAGUUACCACAGUUCCUGCACGAAGCUGGAUACACUAAGAACGGAAAGAAGGUCGGAUGCACCCAACCGCGUCGCGUCGCCGCCAUGAGCGUCGCAGCCCGUGUCGCCGAAGAGAUGGGCGUGCGUCUCGGCCGCGAGUGCGGCUACAGCAUUCGUUUCGAGGACUGCACCUCGGACGACACGGUGAUCAAAUACAUGACCGAUGGUAUGCUGCUUCGUGAGUUUCUCACCGAGCCGGACUUGAACUCGUACUCUGCACUCAUCAUCGACGAGGCGCACGAACGAACUUUGAGUACAGAUGUGCUUUUCGGGCUGGUGAAGGACAUUGCACGCUUCAGACCGGACCUCAAGCUGCUCAUCUCGAGUGCUACGCUCGACGCCGAAAAGUUCUCCGAGUUCUUCGACGAUGCGCCCAUCUUCAACGUGCCUGGACGCAGAUACCCCGUCGACAUUCACUACACUCCGCAGCCCGAAGCCAAUUACCUGCAUGCAGCCAUUACGACCAUUUUCCAGAUUCAUACGACCCAGCCGCGCGGCGACAUUCUCGUCUUUUUGACGGGCCAAGACGAGAUCGAUGCGGCCAUGGAGAACCUGCAAGAGACGAGUCGGGCGUUGGGCAACAAGAUCGCCGAGCUCCUUGUUUGUCCCAUCUACGCCAAUUUGCCGAGCGAGAUGCAGGCCAAGAUAUUCGAGCCCACGCCGGAAGGUGCGAGGAAGGUGGUUUUGGCUACCAACAUUGCCGAGACGAGCAUCACGAUUGACGGGGUGGUGUUUGUGAUCGAUCCCGGAUUCGUCAAGCAAAACUCGUACAAUCCGCGAACGGGCAUGUCGUCGCUGACCGUGGUGCCAUGUUCGCGCGCCUCGGCGAAUCAGCGCGCAGGUCGAGCGGGACGUGUUGGCCCAGGUAAGUGUUUCAGGUUGUUUACCAAGUGGGCCUUUCGAAACGAGAUGGACGAAAACACGACACCGGAGAUUCAGCGCACCAAUUUGGCCAAUGUGGUUCUGCUGCUCAAGUCGCUCGGGAUCAACGAUCUGCUCCACUUUGAUUUCCUCGAUCCGCCGCCGUCGGAUACGCUGAGGCGGUCGUUUGAGCUGCUCUACGCGUUGGGAGCGCUCAACGACAAGGGCGAGCUGACCAAGUUGGGACGCAGGAUGGCCGAGUUUCCGGUGGAUCCGCAGCUGUCGAAAGCGAUCCUGGCGUCCGAGACGUACAAGUGCACCGACGAGGUCCUUUCGAUUGUAUCGAUGCUGUCCGAGUCGUCGGCGCUGUUCUUCCGGCCGAAGGACAAGAAGAUGCACGCUGACCGCGCGCGUGCAGCGUUCGUACGCACGGGUGGAGACCACUUUACGCUGCUCAAUGUGUGGGAGCAGUGGGUGCAGAGCAACUACGACCACCAGUUUUGCAUCGACAACUUUGUGCAGCCCAAGGUGCUGGCGCGCGUGCGUGAUGUGCGUGAUCAGCUGGCUCAGCUGUGCGAACGCGUCGAGCUGACUCCCGAAAGCAAUGCGGAUCCGUCGGACAUCUCGGGGAUUCAGCGGUCCGUCCUGGCGGGCUACUUUAUGAACACGGCGCGCAUUCAGAAGGGCGGCGAGGCGUAUCGUGCCAUCAAGCAGAACACGACAAUCCACAUUCACCCGUCGAGCUGUCUGUACAAGCAGAUCCCGCAGGCGCCCUUUUUGUGCUACUUUGAGCUGGUCGAGACGAGCAAGAACUUCAUGCGCCAAGUGAUGCAGAUCAAGUCCGAGUGGUUGCUGGAGGUGGCGAAGCAUUAUUUCACCAAGGAAGACGUUCAGGAUGAGGGCAAGAGGAAGGUGUAUAAGGGUCAGACGGCGAGUGCAGCUGCUCUGGCACCUGGAGCGAGGGGAUGA
Molecule: messenger RNA, 3222 nt
Organism: Sporisorium graminicola
Lineage: Eukaryota; Fungi; Basidiomycota; Ustilaginomycetes; Ustilaginales; Ustilaginaceae
Exons: 1
Coding region: 1-3222 (1073 amino acids)
Cellular component (GO): catalytic step 2 spliceosome; intracellular anatomical structure
Molecular function (GO): RNA binding; ATP binding
Source: RefSeq, a predicted model, not a curated record